Molecule: messenger RNA, 2064 nt
Organism: Lepidothrix coronata (blue-crowned manakin)
Lineage: Eukaryota; Metazoa; Chordata; Aves; Passeriformes; Pipridae
Gene: ARHGAP36
Product: Rho GTPase activating protein 36
Exons: 12
Coding region: 106-1593 (495 amino acids)
Biological process (GO): signal transduction
Source: RefSeq, a predicted model, not a curated record
CUUGCUUGGAAAGUCAAAGUGGGAUGGUGUGUCCAGGGCACCUGCAGCCCCACUGGCUCUUCAGAGAGAGGACCUUUGUCUCGGCUGCUGUGCCAGGCCCCUGGGAUGCAGCCCGUGGCCCUGCAGAGCCUGUCAGAGCUGGAAAGGGCCAGUCUGCAGGAGCUCGCCCUGUACCGGCUGCAGGAGAAGCUGCUCGUGGGGGAUUUCAGCCUGGACAGAGAUGGACCCAAAGGCAGUAAAUCCAUCCGGCAGAAGCUGGAGAGCUUCUCAAAGGAGAGGAAAGACUGCUCUCCUCACACCUUCGGGAUCCCGCUCUCCCAGGUCAUUGCCAACGACCGCACCCACCGGCAGCUCCAGGAAGCCGUGGGGAAGAGUCGCCGGCUCUGCCUGGAGGUGGAGGCCACGGUGACCAGGUUUCGGGCUCAGAGGCAGAAGAAAUCUGGGAUGAGCCCAAGCUGUGUCCGAGCACCUGAUGGGGGUUUCCCAGAGGAGUCGCUUUCCCCAACUCUUCCGGAUAAGAGCUUCUGGAGCCAGCGAAGGGGGGCCCUGUCCGUGGAUUCCAUCACCGACCUGAGUGACAAUGUGUCCAAGCUGCUGGAGGCACUGCAGCUCUCACACCCUCAUGAACUGGACCCACGGAGAGUCCUGGGCAAGAAGAACAUGCUGAGCCUCAACCCAAUCACCUGGCAGGUCCCACGGAUCGUGGAGAGGUGCUGCACACACAUUGAGACUCACGGUCUCCAAACAGUGGGAAUCUUCCGUGUUGGGAGCUCCAAGAAAAGAGUUCAGCAGCUGAGGGAGGAGUUUGACCAAGGGCUGGAUGUUUUUUUGGAUGAGCAUCAAAGUGUUCAUGAUGUGGCUGCUCUGCUCAAAGAGUUUCUUCGGGAUAUGCCAGAUUCCCUGAUUCCCAGAGAGCUCUAUGGAGCCUUCCUCAGCACAGCCACCAUGGAGGGGCCAGCACAGCUGGAUGCCCUCCAGCUGCUUCUCUUCCUGCUGCCCCCCUGCCACAGCGACACCCUGCACCGGCUCCUGCGCUUCCUCGGAGAGGUGGCCCGGCACGCCGAGCGCUCCUGGGAUGCUGAUGGCCAGGAGGUUCCUGGGAAUAAAAUGACAGUUUCAAACCUGGCCACAGUCUUUGGUCCCAACAUCCUGCAGAAGGAGAAGCCUGGAGAGAAAGACGCCGGUGCCCUGAACUUUGAGGACAGCGCUGCCAUAAUCCUGGUGCUCCAGAGGCUGAUCGAGCACCACCAGGCCCUGUUCAUGGUGUCUCCAGAGAUGCAGUGUGACAUCCUGAGGAGGCUGUUCCAGACAGAUCCCGAUGUCAUUGAUUACCUGCUGCGCAGGAAGUUCCCUGCCGUGCCGUCCCCUCCAGAGCAUCAGAAUCCCUUCUUGUCCAGCCCCCUCCUCUGCUCCUGCCUCUCAGGGUUGCGUGCUGAUACCUGCUCCAUGUUCAGGCAGCUGGAGCGUGAGGGUUCCGCAGAGGGCCACUCUCCCUCCGCACUGCCUGGCUGGACACGCAGCCUGGAGAGCAGCUCGGUCUCCUCAGAGCUCUACAGCAACGUCUCAUUCCUAAACCUGCACGUUGGCAUCUAGUGAGCCCUGACCAGGCCCUCUGGACAAACUGGGCAGCCUUUCCCAGCAAAAACCAGUCCUCUGCCCCACUUUGGGGGAAAGCCCUGUGCCUGUGCCGUGGGGGUGCGUGUGUGGGGCAGAGCUGUGCUCGGGAGCCACCAGCAUGGGCUGUCACCUCCUUGCAGGUCCAAAGCACUGCUGUGCCCCUGGCACAGCCCUGCCUCUGCCAUCUGCUUCAUCGGAGUUUGGGGAAUGAGAUUCCCAUCCCCAGAGCUGAGGGGACUGGAGCGUCCAUCUUUCGAGGGAAGGCUGAGGGAGCUGGGACUGUUCAGCCUGGAGAAGAGACAACUUGUCCCCCAAAGGGACCUUAUGGAUGUAUCUAAGUGCUUUUGUAAGGGCCUGGAGUGACAGGACAAGGGGGAAUGGCUUCCCACUGCCAGAGGGCAGGGUUAGAUGGGAUAUUGGGAAGAAAAUCUUCUUUGCGAGGAUGGU